AUGCCUCAAUACAAGUUAACUUACUUUCCAAUCCGUGGCAAAGCCGAAUGUAUCCGGAUGGUCUUCGCAAUCGCUGGCGUCGAAUUCGAGGACGUUCGCGUUCAUCCACAAGAUUGGCCAAAGCUCAAAGAAUGUAGGUAUUACAACAUUUCAAAGCAAAGAACAUUAUCACGGACAUUUUAUGCCCAAUCACGUUCUUAGGUUGAUCUCUUAUUCCAUGAUUGUUUCUUUUUUUGAUUUAUUAUGAGGGUUAGGGUCAAAGCGAUAGCCUGUUCCAGGCGUUCAGAUAGUAAAGCGCGGCGGUAAGUGGGGAGCGAGUUAAGUUGUACACCGUCUCCCCCUUUCCCCCUCUAGUCUCCCCUCGUUUUUUUUCCUUGUGAAUUUUUCUCCCGCGGUCUACUAUCUGAACGUCUGGAACAGGCUAUCAAAGCGACUGUAUUUGUCUCAAUCAGAAUUUACUAUACGAGAUUAAUUGACUGAUAAACGCCGGUCUGUAGGUGUUUAAAAUUGUGUAGUCUCAACGCGGUACUCAAGAAAGAAACAGCUUAUCACUGGGAUAUCGGAACCUUUCAUUUCAUCCUCUGGUUGGCAUGACUGAAUAAUUGAACCUUGUUUAAAAUAUGGACACCGUCCAAAGAGACCAAAGGGACACUGAUCAAAGUGUCAGUUGUACAGCAGAGGUGUCUGGCUUAAAGAGGGAAGAAUUGAAUAACGUUUCAUGUUUGAGACUAAGAGAACAAGGCGUAACAUAGGAGUGCCCGCAAGGACAGGUUCGACUGUAUGUAUUAUCCUAAAACAAGUGAAAUCUCAUUCAGACUUAUCGUUCAUGGGCCAUUUUAUACUUAGAAAGGAAUGUUUGUUUUAAUGAUUUGUUUUCAUAGUAGCUUAUUAAUUUCGUGAUCUUUGGCAGUGGUUCAUUUCUUUUGUUUUGGGAUUUUUUCUCAUCGAUUUUUUUUGUACUCACCAGACCUUUUGUUGUGAAAGCAUCUAGACCGGAUCUUUUGUGAAAGGAGCUCUGUGAUCGUAUUUUUCGGUCGGUACGACAGCACUGUUGGACCAUAAAAAUUGUAUUUGACAGAUAUCACACAUAUUUACUCGAAUGUGACGACAUUUAACAAAAGCGUUACUGUUUGACAGAUGAGUUGAUUGCUUUUUCGGUCUCACAAGAUAUUUGACUGAUCUUGUUAAAAACGGUAAUUGGAGAAGAUAACGACUAGGAACUGGUGACUAAACUUAUCAUCGUCAUCAUCACUAUUCAGUACAAAGUGGAUGGUUUUACAAAGGGUAUUUUCGCGACUCGAUAGCCUGCGAAAACAUCCGUUUCUCCUCGCUCUUCGCCGCAGGGGAGGCCAGCGACUCGAGAGUGGCCCUAUCUUUCCUAUCUUGUCUAGCCUCCCACGCAGUAGCCUGCGUGCAGACGAUAACUAAACUCUGAUUAGUACCGGAGUUAACCAGCGUUUAAUUUCGUCUGCGCGCAGGCUACCCACGCAGGCGAACGAACCCCUAAGAACGUGUACGUGGGAGGCUAUAUUUUGUCCUCGUGAAAUGUGAAAUGGCUAGUUUUUCCUCGCGAAUCGGGAUUUCCAUAGUUAAGCGUGAUUUUGCAAAAUUAUUCCUUCGUGAAGCGAAAAAUAAAUGAACCUUUAAUUUCGCUAUGUCUGUUAUUUUCGUGAGUGGUAAAAGGUCUGUCUUAUUUCCCGUGAAACGUGAUCGAUCGCCCCUCCACCCACCUUUACCACCCUCUGAAGCAUGUGGCUCUGCUCACCUUUUGAGGCAUUGACUUUCACUGUAUAAGCGUAAGUAUAUAAGUGCUACAAAAACUGAGGUUAUAAAUACAUUUCUUACAUUUUAUCUCUUCAGCUGGAUUAAGUCCUUCAGGUCAGCUUCCUAUUUUGGAAGUGAACGGGCAGAUUCUAACACAGUCCAAAGCUAUUCUAAGUUAUGUGGCCAAGGAACUUGGUUAGUACUUUUUUUAAAUUUGUCUUUUAAUCAGUACAGUAGAAUUUUUUUCCUCCACGAUGAGGGGGAAGAAUAAAGUGGAGGAAGAAAAACUAAUAACCUUAAAUCGUGCAUGAAGCGGUUGCAAUAAUCACACUUCUUUAGUUCAGAGAAUUGUUUAAGCAAAGUGGUCGCUAAGAAGAAAAUCAAUUUUUUUAGUUCUUGGAAAUAUGGGUAUAAUGUAGUUGUAAAUAUAACCUAGAAAGCAGUUUUACUUUUGUGGUUUAUUGAGGUUUGGCCCCAGAAGACAAUUUUCAGCUUGGUCAAGCCGACAUGUUAGCUGGCGUGAUCUCAGAGUUAGAAGAUAAGCUAAACGCAGCCUUCGCCAAUGAAGACCAAGAAAAAAAGGCGAGGAACUUACAUCUAAAGUAAUAUUGUACUGUUAAGUCAAUGUUGUAGUAGUCUAGAUUGCAGCUAGGAAUUUAGCUUCGUCGUUAGCCUGCGUAGCUGGCGGAAUUGUUUUUUGAGCGUGUGAGAGUUUUGGCGGCAAAGCGAGCGUAAAAGCGUCUCCUUCCCAUUCUCAGCACGGUUUUGCAGCUCCUCUUUCAAAACGUUCCUCGCGCAAACGAUCCCGCUGGUUACGCAGGCUACUCCGUCGUUAGUUUGAAUUGCUGUUUUGCGUUUCUCGUAUAGCAUUAAUUCCGCCUGCCCCACCUUACCUUCCAACUAAUUAUUGCUGUAUGGACGUUCCUAAGGUUUCUUAAGUUUUCCAAGCAGAUACUGACUCGAAAAUAAUUUUUUUUGUUAUGUGUAAACGAUUAAUCUUGUUUGAGUAUUUUUGGGAAAGCCCAUCAUUGUAUUAUGGAAAAGUUAACUGAUGCUCAAUCAAUGUCUUAAGUAUUAACCUGAAAUUUGUUCUUUUCUUUACAGGAAAAAGCCCUCACGGCUGUUCGUGAGCUACUUGUUAGCAGAUGCGAAUAUUUUGAGAAGCUCCUGGCUACUAACAAUAAGCGGGGAUUUUUCUUUGGAGAAAAGGUUGAUAAGUAAAUCUAUAGUGAACAGUGACUUCUAUUUUAAAUUAUGCAAGUAGUCUAUUUUGUGCAAGCCUGCGAGAAGGCUCACAUGUGCGAGUUCGGGGAAAAUUUUGGCCUGCUCGCAAGGUACUUUUUGUCCCUAAUUUCUCCAAAGCGACGAAAAGUCUGAGUACAAACAGGAGCUCAGGUGAGGAAGUGAAAGAGAAGAAGUUGUUUUUCUCCUCAGUUUCUUUCCCCUUACAUCCAUAUACAUCGGUAAUGAUUAUGAUUAUUAUUAGCUAUCGAACGCCUCUAUGUAGAAAGUUGGCCGGGUAUGUGCUUGGGGCCAACCUUAUCCCAGGGCUUUUUAUUACCGUUACAAAAUGGAAGGGACCUUUUCCCGCCCUCCCAUUUUCAACGGAAAAAUCCUCGGAACAAAGUUGGGUUGGAGUCGGAGCCCUUCCCGGGGAACAACAAGACUAUUUCGUCUAUCUUUCGUUCCCUGUUAUGACAUAAGCCUUCCGAGGAAUUCUAGUUGUUCCAAUAUUAACUCGAUUUCUGCGUUUUUCUAACGAUUCCCACCCAGGUCUCAUAAAAGCUAUUGAUAUCUUGUGGUAACGGAUCCAGCUCCAAUCACCGGCAAUGAGAACACUGUUCGAUAGAAGAAUCAAGUAAAGAACUAUGAAAUCAUAUCGGUAGUCACUGUUAAGAGGCUAUUGGUACACCAUUAGAUCGACUGAGAAACAAAAAUACAAAUGCGGUAUCGCUAUAUGAUUUCGUUUAAUAAAAACGUAUCUGUAAUAAACUAAGACAAGAAUACUUAUUUUUUGCAAUAACUACCCCUACAUUUUUUUCUUUAGCUAACCUAUGCAGAUGUUGUGGUGUUCGCGUUUCUAAACAGCCAUUUACUAAAGGGCAAAGCAGAAGGGAUCCCUGAGCUGCUUAAAGACUUUCUGGCCUUAUCCGCUUGGUAUGAGCUGGUCAGAACUCAACCCAAGAUUUUAGAAUGGCUGAAAAACCCUCCAGCAGAUAUCAUUGAUUAUGUUUACUGA
This is a messenger RNA of Porites evermanni, 4003 nucleotides long. Lineage: Eukaryota; Metazoa; Cnidaria; Anthozoa; Scleractinia; Poritidae. The record is from the annotation of a GenBank genome assembly.